Manduca sexta (tobacco hornworm) is the source of this 28179-nucleotide messenger RNA. RefSeq names its product hippocampus abundant transcript 1 protein. Gene Ontology annotation, cellular component: membrane. The record is from RefSeq and is a predicted model, not a curated record. Lineage: Eukaryota; Metazoa; Arthropoda; Insecta; Lepidoptera; Sphingidae. Gene Ontology annotation, molecular function: transmembrane transporter activity. Gene Ontology annotation, biological process: transmembrane transport. The transcript has a single exon. Bases 146 to 1585 code for a protein of 479 amino acids.
GUUGUUUUUCAAUUUUGCAGUGAAUAUUCGACGUUGCUGUUACGAGCUCGUUAUUAUCAAUUUUUCCUGCAUGUAGUGCUUAGGUUUUUCCAUAAUGGCUUUAGUGUAAGUAGUCUAGUAGUGAAAUAAACAAUAUUAAUCUUAAAUGACGCCCACGAAGACCACGAAAACUGAAGUAGAAAUGGUGAUACGGAACAGAAAAACAGUUAUGAAAGACGGAAUCAUGACAAUGUCUGGAAUCGGCGAGCCUUCGGUCUUCCACGCGCUUGUAGUGAUAUUUUUGGAGUUCUUCGCGUGGGGCCUGCUCACGAUGCCCAUAAUCUCAGUGUUGAAUGCGACGUUCCCGGACCACACGUUUCUAAUGAAUGGAUUAAUAAUGGGCAUCAAGGGCAUCCUGUCGUUCCUCUCGGCGCCGCUGAUCGGCGCGCUGUCAGACGUGUGGGGCCGCAAGUUCUUCCUGCUGGUGACGGUGUUCUUCACGUGCGUGCCCAUCCCGCUCAUGACCAUGAACACUUGGUGGUUCUUCGCGAUGAUCAGCAUCAGCGGCGUGUUCGCAGUAACGUUCUCGAUAGUGUUCGCGUACGUGGCGGACGUGACUACGGAGGCGGAGCGGUCGCGCGCCUACGGCCUGGUGUCUGCCACCUUCGCGGCCAGCAUGGUGAUCUCGCCAGCGCUCGGCGCAUACCUGAUGAGCCUGUACGGCGAGACGCUGGUUGUGGCCGCCGCGACCGCCGUGGCCGUGCUCGACGUGUUCUUCAUCAUGGUGGCGGUGCCCGAGAGCCUGCCGGAGAAGGUGCGGCCCAGCGGCUGGGGACCUGCCAUCAGCUGGGAGCAGGCGGACCCGUUCGCGGCGCUGCGCAAGGUGGGCGCUGAGCGUACAGUGCUCAUGUUAUGUGUGGCAGUGUUCCUCUCGUAUCUGCCGGAGGCCGGACAAUACUCGUGCAUAUUCGUGUAUUUAAAGCUAGUGAUGGGUUUCGGUGAAGUGCAAGUGGCGUUCUUCAUCGCGAUAGUGGGUGUGCUCAGCAUCGGCGUGCAAGUGGUGCUCGGGUUCCUGAUGAAGUCGCUCGGCGCCAAGCACACGAUCAUGAUGGGCCUGCUGUUCGAGAUGCUGCAGCUUAUGUGGUACGGGUUUGGCAGCCGCACGUGGAUGAUGUGGGCGGCGGGGGUGCUGGCGGCGCUCGGCUCGGUGACGUACCCGGCCAUCAGCGCGUACGUGUCGGUGAACAGCCGCGCCGACCGGCAGGGCGUCGUGCAGGGCAUGGUGACAGGCGUGCGCGGCCUGUGCAACGGCCUCGGGCCGGCCAUGUUCGGCGUCAUCUUCUAUCUGUUCCACGUGGACCUGAACGAAGGGCACGCCACAUCGGACCGACCAGACGAGGACAAGUACGUGCGCAUGGUGCCGGGCCCGCCGUUCGUGCUGGGCGCGCUGCUGGUGAUCUGCGCGCUGCUGGUAGCGGCAUUCCUGCCGGAGGACGGUUCUCCGCCGCGGCGCGCCGCCCCCGACCUGCGGUUCGAGAUGGAGCGCGGGCGGCGCGUGGCUGGCCCCCUGUCGCCGCUGAUGGCGCCGGAGUCGGCGGCGCUCUAGCUGGCGGGCAAGGCCGGCCGCGCCGCCAGCGUGUGACUCUCAGUGCAGUGCCCCGAGCCCGCGCCCGCGUCCGCCGCGCCGGUGGACCUGACACGAGUGAGUGACCGUGUAUUCUUUAUUGAUGCUGGACCGUCGCAUGGCUCCUACAUUCCCGCACCGGGUACAAAACCGCUUCGUCAGUAACAUGUUUUUUAAGCUUUAUAUCUAUUUUUACCUUCGUGUGAAUGAGGGUGUGUAAAUAAUUUAUUCUGAAUAAAACAAUCAUUUGAAAUCACCAUAAAGGAGCUGUGUGUUUCUUGAGCAGAGCAUCACACAAUUAUAUAUGCAAUGGAACUAAAAUGAUAAUCAUGCACUAUAAAUUCAUUACAUUGCUAUAAAGUCAUCUAUCUGUAUGUCAGACAACAAUAUAUGUAUAUUAUUAUGCAUGGAGAAAUGCAAAGCAAAAUUGGUGUAGUAUAAGAUCUAAAUUUUAACGAUCCUGUCCAUACCUAGUAUUUUACAAAUGUAAGGAAUAAUGCCUAGUUAUAAAUAGAUAGUACAUAAUGCAGGCCAUCUGGCCAAAUUGUAAAAUUGGACAAGUUUCAAAUGAUCUUACGUGAUGGGCUACACUUAUGAAAUCACUACAGAAAUGGGUAGAAUGUGGGAUUUGCAUAUUUUAUUACAAUACGAUUAUUAGAAUACUAAGAUUGAAAUUAUUGCAGAUAGUUGUGGGUGCUAGGCCCUAUGAUAGUAUUCCUCAGAUUACCGCUCUAAAAUAGAUGACUAAAGCAUAAUUUUUAUUAGCAAAGUAUAAACAAGCUGUGAUUGUGAACGAGCUAGUUUAUUUUAGAUAGAUAACUUCUCUACAGCUUAAUAGAUUGAUCAUAAAUUAAUAAUAAAUGUAAACACUGAGUCAUUCAGGUGAUGCAGGUUUAGUAGCUCUGCCUGACCUCUUCAUUUUGACCUAAAACAGCGUGGAUUUCAAAGCAUAUAUUAUUUUUAUCAAUAUUUGUAAGUAACAAUGAAUUAUGUACAAAUUGUUUUUAAUUUAAAACUGGUAAGAUUUUUUUUUCCAUUUAUCUCAACUAUUGUUUGUUACAUAAAGAAUGGUUAUCAUUGCUUUGCAAUCCUGCUCAGAAAUAAAUUCAGUUAUUGAUUUCAAAAUCUGCAUCAAAACACCCAUUUGUCACUACAUGAAUUUCUUGAGGUUUCUUUGUCAUCUCAAUUUCUGAUUUCUAUCAUACUUGGACUCAAUCAGGCCCCUAUUGUCCACUAUGUCAAGGUAGGAAUUUAUAGGCAUAUAGCUUCAAGGCUAGGAAUUAAUCAUAGUAUAGCAAUACAUAAAUUCAAUAUAAAACAAUGACUUGACAGCAACACUUUGGCUAAAUAGUAAUGGGAAAGAUACUACAAAAGUAAAAAAAAAAGUUAUACAAAAUAGAUUUUAAAUGGUUGUUUAGGAAAGAAAAAUCUAUUAUCUAUUAUGGUUCAGUCAACAGUGGCAUUUUAUCCAAUUUUAUUUAAUUUGUCAAGAUAAAUAACUCUUAAAUCUUAAAUACAUAGAAAAUCUUUUCCUAAUAAUAUCAGCCCUGUAUUACUAUGUACUGUCCUACUCAUGGGCAUGGGCCUUCUCUACUACUAAGAGGAAUUAGGCCUUAGUCCACCACAUUAGCCUAAUGCGGAUUAAUACUUCAUACACCUUCAAAAUUCCUACAGAGAACUUCUCAGGUAUGCAGGUUUCCUCACAUUUUCCUUCACGGUUAAAGUAAGCGAUCAUUCACAAAGAGGAUGAAUUAAUUUUUUCUAAAAGAAUUAAAUAGCAUAGAAUGAAGCCAUAAAUUAUGUUAAUCAAAUGUCAUGUGCUAUCUUUGCAGAAUGUCUCAAAAAAUAAUUUAUUAACUUUUAACCUAUGUCCAAUGUUGAGCGUAGGCCUUGUUCCACUAAAAUGAUGUUUAAAAUAGCAUCAGUGGAUUAAGACUGCAAGCUAUUAUGCAAUUAAUUUGUUGCCUAGAUUUGGUCCUUAUGCUCCUUCAAUGCCUUUAAAUAUUUAUGACAGAUUUGUGGUUAUUUUCUAUUCAAGUUUAUAUUACAGUUUUUGAGUGGUAAAUUGUAUAAUGUAUUUUAUUACUAGGAAUCAACUCAGUCCCAAAAGCAAGAACAAUAUAUUUUAACUUUAUUGAUGUAUAUAUAACCAUUAUACACGUUUGAGUAUCACCAUUCUCAACACAUCUGAGAUUUUAACCCAUAUACAAGUUACAUGACAACCAAAAAACAAGCAUUUGAAAAUAAAUUGAAAAAUAUCAACCAUUGCCUUCUCAAACAAAAAAGAAGCUAAUAUUUUCUCCGUUUAGAAUAAAAAAGUGAUGACAGUGUAGGUAUUGAAAAGCAUUGCAUGUUCCAUAUCGGCUGCCGUGCGCCAUGUCAAGUUCACUGGCGUUACUAAAUCGAUAAGUUGCAAUCCGUGCUGCCGCGAACAAUACACGAUAACAUUACGAAUGUGUGUUAAAUAACUCGUAUACAAUUGUAAAAAUAUUUUGGAACUAGUAAAAUUUUCUAUAUACUAAUAAUUUUUGUAUACCAGCCAAAAACCAAAUUAGUUUUUAGUAUAAAAGAUCACAUCAAAAUAGUAAUAAUGAAAACUCAUGCGGAAUGGAUAGAUCAAGCGCACCGCCCGCGCUGCCGCACCGAGCGAGCGGGACGUGUGCGGGGCCGCGGGGUGAGGAAGGGUAUGCUUGUAACAGCCGACUUUAUAAGGUGUCAGUAAGCGACUGACAUGCGCCGGAUUUUUAUUAAUACAAAAGGCAAACUAGCUUACUAAAAUAUAUAUGAUUUGAUUAAUUAUAAAGCAUUCUGAAAAUUUAUGCAAUGGAUUGUCUUACUGAUUCUCUACAAACUGAUUUCGGGUUUAUAAUACGCUAAAAAUAAUGUUGUAUACCAGUUUUGUCGUUUGCAACGGUCUGGGUAGGUAUCACCGCAAUGUUUAUUUCUGCCGUCAUGCAGUUCUGCACUGCUGUUUUCCGGUUUCAGGCAUUGUAGCUAGCGUAUUUACUGGGUAUUACGAGGCUUAAUACCUCGUUUGAGGGUGACGAGCGCGUUGGAGUACCACGUACUACUUUGUAAUUCCAUGUAAAAAACAAAGAUAUAUGUUUUCUGUAGUGAUUCUAGUAAAAUUAUGAUUCGACGUAAAAUCUAUUAAGUGUUAAUAAUUCUAGAGGUGUUUAAAGUCUCAGAAUAUGUUAUAGAUUAAUAAUAAUAUCCAACAGUGACACAUAUGACCCUACAUUAAGAUUUGCGUACAAGUCUGAUGUCGUGGAUAGGUAUUAAUCCAAGGGACUUUACUGCAACAUUCAUACGCGAUACAAAUAUUUGCUGAACACACUUUGUCUUAUCCCUAUUGCCAUUUUAAAUAAACAAUUUAAUAAUGCUUAUUUUUUCAUUUAAUCUUUUUGUAAGAGUGUAGUUUGGACACCCUAGUUUAACAGGUGUUUCGGAUGUGAGAAUUGCACACCUUGUAAAUUUAGACAUUAAAAAAACUAAAGUUACAGCCCUCUCCAUGCAUUUAGGGUUGCCAGAAAUCAUUAGCAUACAAAGUUUAGCUUGUCUGGAAUAAUUAGGCAGUUUUCAGGGCACUCUUAUUUUCAAAAAUUCGUCGAAAAAUUAUACCUCUGUGCCAAAUUUCUUGCUUCUGUGACUGAUUGUCAAUCAAAAGUCUUAGUCAUUUGACAACCCUAUAUCCAACAACUGUACUAGUAACAAGUACUAACUACACUACUUACCAGGUCACGGCCACUUGUCCGGAAUUCCCCAAUUUAACCUAUAAAAUGCAAUCUUUAGGUGAUGUCCCAUAUCUUUCAUCAACCCGAUUCAAAUCUGAUUAGUAUUGUAAUAUUGAGAAAAAAAAAACCAUCGAUUUUACUUUCGUUAUAUCGAUAAGGAAAUCUCUAACCACGCAAAUGGAAAUACAAAAACACUUUCACCAGGUCACAUGUGGAAUCAGCUUAUUAGCGCUUAGUUAGAACUUUCUUGGCUUUUCGAUUUCGUUGGGACAAGGCAUUAGACUCAGGUAUUUGGUCAACAAUAGUUUUGCAGUUUGCAGAACAUUGUAGCCACUAGUUAUUGAGACUUACUUCUUCAUCAGGAGAAGCUGCAGGACUACGGACAGCCUUAGCGAUUUGAAAGACACAAGCUAAUUUUGGCGUAUUUUCGCCGACUUUUUUUUACAUCACGAGUGCGUAUUCAAAAUCUUUUUGUCAAUGAUGACAACAAAGUCAGUCUAGCAGCUUCUUAAGAGCCAUUGGCGUCUUCCCUAAGAUCUUAUACCACUAGGACCUGGUCCGUUCUCCCCCAUAAAUACGGUGCUGUUCAGGACACUAGGAGCAUGUAUCGCUUCGUAGUUUUAAAAAUUGGUUGGAACUAAUGUGUAUUUGUUGCCUCCAGGGCCUUUGGCGUCAUCACUAAGAUCUGAUGCCAUGAGCAUCUGGCCCACUCUCCUUCUAAACACGGUGCUGUUCAGGACAGCAGGAGCAUGUAUCGCUUCGUAAUUGAAAGUUUUGGUUGAAGUUACUUUUUGGUGUAGCUUGAGGCUUACCAUCAGGCGAGCGGAUUACCUAUCUCGCCAUUAUGUAAGCCAUACACGCUACGGUCUACCGGAGAGGUCAUCUGUGCAGGUAUGCCUGCGCAGGUAUCAAUUGAAAGAAUUGAUUUUCGAUGCUGCGCCGGUCGCCUGCACAGGCACAAAAAUCUGCACAGGUCUAUUUCCACACACAUUGCGGUCUAUCGGCGCAGGCAUACCUGCACCGGUGGACCUUUCCGAUGGACCGUAGCAUGUAUGGCAGCCAUUAGGUUCAUGCCAGAAAAAGUGCGUUAUAUCAACAAUAAUAUAAUUAUCUCAGCGGAUUAAUUGUUAACGUUUAGGAAUUUCCCACACAAUUAUCACGUUUACAAAGUGUUAUCAGGGCAGUAUAUAUUUUUAUAAGAGCUAAGUAAAUAUCCUUCUAGAUUUUAUGUUUGUUCUAAUAAGGUAUCAGAUAUUUUAGAUCCUUGUAGAAAUUUAGGUUUGUGAUAGAAUCUAGGCUUUAAGGGAGUCUCAUUUGGCUCGUACUACGUAAACGAAACUUUAAAGUUCGUUAUUGGAGAAAGGACUUGGCAUGUGGUGCAAUUUUUAAUGCAAUUAUUAAAAAAAAUACCGCAACAUAAAUAAUCACGUAACCGUCCAGUAUGCUAGUUAUAAGGAACAAUAAGGCACUUUGCAGACACCAUGCAGGUUUUACUCGAUGACACAUUUGACUGCACUGGUGCAGGAAUUGAAUUCAUAGCCUCUCGAUUAAAAGUAGUCGCAUUAACUCCUGUGCUACGGAGUCAUAAAAAUAUUUUAACAAAUCUCAAGUCGCUUUUUACAUUUAAUUCCUUAGAUAUUAUACACUCCAUUUAUAUAUUUAGUAUAACACUUCAAUCGAUUAUACGUCUGGCAAGCGCCUGUCUUUCUGUGCCAACUUCACCGUUAGUUUCAGUAAAGAUGCAACAUACAACGCUAUGGUUAACAUAGUGAUAUUGUGUUUAUGCCCACAUCUAUUAUACUUCAACAUCCACUGUCUUUUCUGAGUGAAAGAAUCUUGACUGUAAGAUUCAGAUUUCCAAACUCGACAAAGCCUAGGCUUUCGAUUUCAGAUAGAUAGUUAAUAAAACUCGAUUUUGAACGACUGGGUAGUAACUAUCCUUUACAUUGUCAAACGUCCCAGUAGUCAUUGAAACGAAUCUGAAAAACAAAUACAAACAGACCGAUAUAUGUAGUUCUGUCGACCAUCGAGAGAUGCAUUAUCUGGACAAUAUAUUUUAACCACAGUGCAUAGGAUUCAAUAAUUUAACAUGCAUAAAAUACAUUGCAUCAACUCCUUUUCCCUACACAAAGGCAGGCAGAGGUGCAACAGCUAUGUGAGUUUACAUGUAACCAUGGUUAAAUAAAUUCCCAACUGUAGUUUGUCACACAACUCAUGGGCCCUGGACUGUUACUAAGUACAACACUAGCCCAACGGCCUUCUAAAGAAAAUACUUGCGCGAUUGAUUUUUCGCCGCGCCAUUUCAAAGCCUUCAUGGAAACAGGCGUAGGUCAGUAGCUUCUAAAGUGGCCUUGGUUUUAUUAAACACGUUAUAAAUUACUGUUACUGCGGUAGGCAGAGAUGUAACUAAUGCUGCUGUCGUAAAAUGCGUGCCACUGCCGAUCCUGGCUUAGAGUCGCAGUGAGGGCUAAGGGCGGGAUAGUCUCAUAAUGUAACUACGUGACUUUAUUUGCGCGGUGUAUCCAAUAUUUGCUAGUAUAGAGGCACCAGAAUUUCGAAUUGCGUAAUGAUAGCUCUCCCAAUGCUCAAUAUUCUUUAAUGAUACCACAAUGUCUUUUAAAUAACGCACAUUACUUACAGUGCUGGACUACAAAAAUAGAGCAAAGCAGCAGUUUGACAAAUUUUCGCGUAAGCCCUACCAGCCACUCGAACUAAUGCAAUGACGUGACAUUGUCUGCCGGUCGGUAAACGGUUAUAUUUGUGUAUUUAGGUCUUGUUUGCGUUCCCCAAAGCUAAUAUACGAUGCCAACUGCCAAUUCAGCUGACAUCCCCUUUAUUUUGACCUAAACAAACAAGCUAUGAACCUUAUAAGCUUAAGUCUGAAAACGUCGGAGAUAUCAAUAACUAGAUUUUGUUCCGCACACAUAAAAGACCUCUCCAGAAAUAGGAGCCUGACUGAUUCUUCUGGGAUUAAAGUUUCAUACAAUAUUACAUUGUAGCCAGUGUUACUGGACAUAAUAAGACUUAAUAUCUCAUAUCUCAGAAUGGCAAGCGUAGUGGAAUACCAAACAAUAUUUUGUAAUUCUAUGCGUUGAAUGGUGUUUCUACUGGUUAUCGGCGGUCGUAUACCAUCAGACGAACGGAAAACUCGUCUUGUCAUUCAAAGCAAUGAUCAUUAUAAUUAUAUGCCAAAUAUUCAAAUCCGUUUAUUGUAUUUACACCAAGCAAUGUUUUAAGUAGGAUUGAAUGACUGUUAAACAUAUUUUUGUCCUGAAGGCAGUUGAUCUAAAGACCCUACUGAUGGUAAGUGGUUACCGUCGCUCAUGGACAUCAGCAAUCCCAUGAGAUCAGCUAAGCGCAUACCGUCUAUAAAAAAGUGUCUUAUAAUUUGGUUUUGAAAAGGCUUUGUACUCAUGGUUAAAAAUAUUACUCAAUAUAACUUGAUCCAAGUCCCCUUUAAUACUGAAUUUCAUCUAAAGAUCCUCAGGGCUUCAUACGAUAAACUUAAUAUCAGAUGUAGUCAUAAAAGAUUUUCGUUAUUCGUUGAUAAGAGUAGAUCAUAAAUCUGUCACAGCGUCGCGAGGCAGUCGUAAGGUCGUGAGAGCACGCCAGCUCCAACCUUGGGUAGGCAGUAAAAGAUCCCAACAGUCAUAUAAAACAAAUGGAGGACGGCAUGCAUGAUAACGAUGUACAAGUUUAAGGAUUUAUACAUAGUACGAUUCUUCUCUCAAGUAGGAAAAAAAGCAGUAAAAUUUUUUAAGGGUAAUUUUGUGCGAAUUUGUAAUUCAUGAUACAAGGAUUUUAUUUAAAAAUAAACACUAUCAUUAGUCAUUUAAAUUAAACUAUUUUUCGGAUUUUAUCGCGGUUUUAAUAUUUUACUUUUCUCCCGACUUUUCGAAGACUGCAGCCUUCAUGGUCAGGGGUGGGGACUGAGGUGUUGUUCAUCAAUAAAUGAAAAUAGUUUAAUUUAAAUGUCUAACAUUCGCGUAAACAUAAGAAAUCAUUAUUCAAACCAUUAUUAGUGUUCGUUGAAGUUGAUAUUGACAACACACACCUAUUUCAUCCCCCCUCCCCCCCUUCUAUAAAGAAAACAUUACGCGUUCAAAGAAGUGUUUUCGUAUCCGUUAGGUUGUUGCUCCAAACUAAAAUAAUUUCAGGUCGAACUAACGCUUAUUCGUUAUUGUAGAUGAUUCGACCUUUACCUAGACAUGUCCAUGGCUUCAUUACGGAACGUGAAGUGAUUUUUUAUAUCUGAUACAUUUCAAAUUACAAGGAAAUUUGUAGAUAAUUCUUGACCUGUAUUUAGAGAUUCGUAACUAGAUACCAACAGAACAAUGUAACAUGUUGAUGUCUCUAAUUGAUCUGUCGAAACUUGAAAUGUAACGGACGGUCAUAUAUAUUAUCAUUUUAUUAUAUUCUUAUAAAAUAUUAGUUUAAUUAUGCUAUCGGCGGUGGAAAAGUUGAGAUAAUGUUAUCUUCCGUUUACGUUGAUUUUGUCUGCCGUAAACUAAGACAUCUCAAUAGUGUAGUGAUAGCGUCGCCUACUUACAGUGAAAUCUGUUCCUGGGUUCGAUACCUGAGCCAGGCAAUUUGAGAUUUGCGUAUUAUUCUAUUUGACAUUGAAGGCUUCAUCUUUCUUAGAUUUUUUUGCCCCGUAUAGCGUUCGGCUCACUACGAGUAUCGACUAUAACUUAGAAAUAAUAUAUCUAAACUUCAUGUAUAGCAGUGGCGAAGGCUCCAUAUAACUCGAUUCGUACCGGCUUCCCUUUCGUAAUUGAUGUAAAAUCUAAUUAUCAUUAGAAAGAUUUGCAGACCUCAUUUAUUUGUAUGAAUAAGUUGUGUCCGGUUCCCUUUCGGCGAAUUUCACUCUUCGCCACUGAUGUAUUGUAAAAGUACUUCUUCCUCUACCUACACAUUGAGUAAUACAAGCGUGAAGCAAUCUCAAGAACUGUUCAUUCAAACGUGUCAGACUGUUUUCAAUUUUACAAUACAGUAGACAACGUCGAGUUUUCAUUAGCGACCUUCAGGUUGCGGUCAAGGUUUGUUUCGCGAAUGUUCCGAUGUGUGUAACAGAUGUAAUUGGCGUUAGGACUAUGAUUGUUUUAGUAGGUUUUGCAUGCUAUUACAUCCGCCAUACUGUACUUAUAGCGUCUUUUGAUCCGUGAAAUGGACCAAUCAGAAUAAAGCUUUUUUGACGCCUACAAAUGUUAUGAUUGGUUUAUUCAUGAUUGGAUCGAAGAUUAAUAUUAGGAACGUAUAUUGAAAACGGCUGUUAGCCAAUCCGAUGUUUUAAACAAAAUAAAUCCACAAGUCCAUAAACAGUAUGAACUAUCCAGUAGUUUGAAUUAGAAAGCUCUAUCACACUGCAUUGGCAAACCUUGUAACUGAAGAACAGUGUAGUAUUUUUCUAAAGAGUUUGCAAUACCAAACAAUCUAAAUACAAUACAAUGUGACAAUUCUUAUGAAACUUCAGAUAGUAUUUUUGAAUAUAUUUUUUUUACACUUGGCACGGAGUAGCUGCCCACGUGUCUUCAGAGAUGUCUGAAAAUAUUUGAGUUGAAAACGUGGUAAGCGUCUUUCGCACCCACUCUGCCAGGAGUGCCCUUGACUUCUGCGUCAAAGCCUGACCUCAAGCGUCAUCAUUUAAAUCAAAGCAACAGUUUGUUUUAUUACAUAAAUAGUUGUCUUUUGCUGUAGUGGCAUUGUGGGUAAAGUAGAGCGGAAAAUCGUGAGUUUGAUUCGCAGGUUUGGCAAUUUUUUUGGGGCAUCAAAAGGCUGUCAGGUAGUCGUUAAACAUACAGAUUAAAGAACUUUAUUAAACAGGAAAAUUUAAAAACACCUAUGACAGGUCAAAACAAAACGAAACGUUGUAGAGAAUUGUUUUUUGUUAAUCUAUACUUCUAUAUCUAUCUAAAUCUGAAGAGUUUGUUUGAACGCCCUAAUCUCUUGAACUACUAAACCGAUUUUGAUUUCACUAAUUAAGCUACAUUACUUCUGGCUACUAUAGGGAAGAACUUCUGACGCGGGAGGAGCAGCAGGCAAAAGCGAUAAUCACAUAAACUUGUUUUGAUGAAUAAAUAAUGCUAUUAAUAAAAUAAUACAUGCAGAGAUACUGAAUCGGCAAAUAACUUGUUUCAAUAAAAGAAUUUCGUAAUUGUCAUAGACCUGUUUUGGACGACAACUAGUUUCGCUAUCGAUGUAAACGAAAGGACUGUUUUGUAAUUCGACAAUAUUUUUUGCUCGGCAGAUGUUACUAAUCUGGCUAAACAUAUGCUUUGUCUAUGAACCGCUAAGCUAUCUACAUGACUAGAUAUGUAGUAUUUACUAGAUGGACGGUCUUGUAUGAGAGAGUUUGUUGGUGGUACGAUAUAUUUUAUACCCGCCCGCAUAGCGACCACCGUGCACAAGGUGUUAAGACCUUCCAUAGCGGUCCACGUAAGUGUGUCGCGUUUUCGGGAUCAGCCUGUGUAUAUCCGAUUCCAACAGGCCAGCAAAAUUGUGUCGACUGCCGAGGGGUAAUCAUCUCUCGUCAGUCGACAUUUUAUUGGACCCCAUUGCACUUACCAUCAGGUGAAGGGGUGUCAAGAUGUCAUGAACAUAUAAAAAAAAUUAAAGGUAUUUAUUUUGUCGAUUUCAGUAAUCCUUUUCAAACUUGCAUUCCAAUGCCACGAUUUUAUUCACUAACUUGAACACGAACACGAAGCUCACCUGAUAUGGCUGCACACAAAUAGAAGCUGCAUACUUGGAAUUUAAUAAUACGUGGUACUACACCGCACUAGUCGCCAUGACUAAUGGAACGUUUGAUGUCUCAUGAUGACGUUUGCAAUUCAGUAAUUUGUAAUCCAGUUCUACAUUUUUUUUUUUAGAUAUGAUUAGCUUUUGAUCAUGGCAUCGCCCGCGUGUAGAAGUUUUCCGAGAUAAAAGUCCCGCUAUGUAUUAUACCGUUAUAGAAAAUAGCCUAUAACCUUUCCAGGUUCUUAAAACAUCUCCAUACCAAAUUUUAUAAAAAUCCGUUCUAUAGAUUUUGAGAAAAUUGAUAACAUACAUUAUGACAACUUUCGAAAAAUAACGUGCCCUUCAAAAAGAAGUGACAAAAAAGGCCCGAAUAUAGGUAAAAAUUUGGUAAAAUCAGCCAGUCACCAAAUCUAGUACUAAAUUCCUAACACCGUUUUAUCGAUUGGCCAGAUAGUCGCCACGUAUUGCAUUGAUAACAUUAUCUAUUAGUAUACGUUAUCAACAUGGCUACUCGACCGGCACGUUCAGCUGUUGUUUAUUGGGUGUAAACAUGCUGACUUCUGACUUACACCUUUGGAAACGUAUCUAACAAGCUUACUUAUAAACUCAUCUUACGUUUUAAUCAAUUGCUUUGCCACCGAUUACCAACAAUUUUACUUAUAAACUUAUUUUAGCAUUGAGAGGUGGUUAGCGUUGCUUAAAUAGCUGUCAAAAUUAAACAUCGCCGGUGAGUAAGAGCUUAGGAGCAGAUUAGUCAACACGUAAAUAAGCAUAGCUUUUCGAAAUUUUAUUAAUAAGACUGCAUAUGUUUAAGGUACUCAAAAUAACAUUUUUUUUUUGUAAGGCACCGUUUGGCUGGAGGUCAAUUUAAGUUUUAUUUUUUAGUUGUCACCUUCGGGACAAUGUCUGCGAUGGUCAAAUGAGGGUCAAAUUAGUAUAUCAUUUAUUCUUCUACCAGCAGCACUAUUAGUUUCGAUCGGCUCUUCACCUCUCACAAUAUAAGGUCGGAAAAACGGCACUAUACUGUCUACCCUUUCAGGGAUUAGGGGUGAAUUAAUUAACUAUUUAAAUGUUUUAUAAGGGCUUUAUUUAUAAAUCAAUCUUAAACCUUGAUCUUAAGUUGAGAUUUAAUAUGUUGAGCUAUUUCAUAAACAAAGUUUAAGUUGUCACUUAAGAGCUUAUUCUUAAGAGACCCGGCGGUGUUUACUAAACAAAACUCAGCUGUUAAAAUCCGUCACAUAUUGUGACUUAAGAUAUCACUUGAGACUUGUUUAUUAAAUAGCACCGAUCUUAAGAUGCUGAAUUAGAUUUGACAGUGUCUCAGCUUAUAUCUUCAGAACGAAACUGAGUUUUAUCUAUUAAUACUGCCCCAUGUCUCAAAAGGCCGCCUUGGUGGCAUAGUUAUAAUGCCUGCGCGGUACGACAGCGCUUUGAGGUCCUGGGUUCGAAUUCCGGGUCGAACGAAGUGAUAUUUGGGUUUUUCUGCUCAGUAUCACCCGGAAUCUGGAAUUUGUGCCCGAUAUGGCGAUAGGCUCGCCCCCUAUCACAUCAUGGGACGGAACGCACUUGGUGAAAAGUGGGUGCCCCGGUUACGCCUCUGCAUAACCCUUCGGGGAGAAAUGCGUGAUGUUAUUUGUCUCAAAAGGCGUUUAAACACCUUGGCGUUAAAUACCAGUUAGUUACAAGGAAGGCAUGUUUUUUUAAUUGUCACCUUAUGUCUACCAUUCGAGUUGUCGAGGACACGAUAAUAUGUCGUAAGUUAUAAACUAAACAAUCAAUUUGGAUACCAAAGAGUCUUUACUUUGCUUCACUUGUUAGAUAUUAAAUUGUCAUUACUCGUUGGUUGCCAUAGAAGUUGGAAGCGUAAACAACUACUUAAGUUCACGCUUUCAUAUCCGAGGAAGACGCAUAAAUGAUAGUCACGGUUCGUCGAUCUUAUUUCUAUCCGAUAAUUUGAUGAGCAUAUUGUUAUGAAAACAUAUAUUUCAGUACUGGUCAUAAUGUUUUUUUUUUACCGAUAUCUCAGACUUAUGUGUCCGACUGGAAUCGAAUUAAACACCUCGUCGUUGAGAUCGCAUGUACGCUCUUAAGUGUCGGUUUUCACUCUUCUGUUUGACAAGUGUCUAACUGAGCCCUGAUAUUAAUAUAGAUAUAUAUUUCGCAAAUAUUCUUUGUUAAAAUUCCCAGUUGCUCUUAAUAAUUGCCAUUUAUUUUUCUUCGUAAAACUGCCAUUUAUCUCAAAUGUAAAUGGUGUAAGAGAGAGUGGUCCGCGGCGUAUUUGUUUAGGUGCGCGGUCGGUAAUGGUCGUGGUGACGUCACGCCGUGUGACGUCAUCACGGUGACAUUGAGCGACGAUUGUUACCGCUCUUCAAUAAAGUUUUUCACGUUUGAAGUGUUUUUUUUCAUGAUUUUUUUGUGUGUUGGCCGGCAUAGGGAUAGCAAUUGCCGGGUCGAUUGUGUCGCUUGUGUUUUACAGGUGAUUAACAAACAGUGUCCGUUAAAUACCAUUUAAAUACAUAGAGACUGCCUCGGUGGCGUAGUUGUAUUGCACGUCCGGUACAAUAGCGCUCUGAGGUCCUGGUCUAGUUGCGCCUCUGCAUACCCCUUCGGGGAUAAAAUGCGUGAUGUUAUGUAAAUACAUAGUUACAUAACAUUGCGGUUUCUCUCUAUAAGAGUUGGCAGAUGUAUUUCACAUUUCGUUUGUUUGUUAUCCAGGUAUUAAGGUCAGCCUAUUGUCAUUUACCGAACAGAAUUUCUGACUCCUUGAUUAUUAGAUUUUUUUUUAAGUUCUUGUUAAUAACUAGUAUAAAAGAUAUCACACCGUAACGAUUUCUUUGUAAGCGUUUUAAUUUCGUAUAAAAGGAAAAAAGAACGGAAAAUUUUCCCGGAGAUAAUUAUUACAGCGCAAAACUGGAGGUAACAAUGGAUCUUAGAGUUAGGAUGACAGUCCACUGACACUUUAUCCGGAAUUUUUAAAAGAAGAAAAUUCAACCACUUUGUUGCUAGUUUUUUCUUACAGUUCUGUCCUUGUGAAAGAUUUUACUAGAUUUUCAACUUUUACUUCUUAGGGAUAAAGUUUAAAACCCCCAUCGUUUAAUAACCCUUAUUCCUCUCUUUAAGGCAGGAGUCUUCGUGAUUAUUAUCGUAUUGUAGUUUAUGGUUAAAGUCACGUAACAUCAACUGACCGUCCUGCUCACUUACCUUCGUACGCUAUAAAAAGCCGCAGUAGAAUGACACCCUUAUUUCUACCGAGAACUCUCCCGCCCUGGGGUGGUGACGUCACAGUUUAUCAGACAAUGCUUCUGCCUAUGACUACACCGGUGAGGUAUCCAUCAUUCAACUUACUUUUAAAUUUUUUAUAAUUUUUUCAAUGAUUAAUACUAAGUUGACAAGAUUCCGGUCGAGUGAAAAUCAAGGAGUGAUUUGUUUUCUGGGAUAAUAAGUAGCUUUAGUCUAAUCUUAGUUUAGUCCGUCUACAUGGUAAUUUCGAAGUUGCAUAAAAAAACCGGGAUUUUUUUCCGGAAUAAAAAAUAGCUCAAUAAUCGAUCUUAAUAGCGUAAGUGGUUCGUUACACAUCUAACAGACACUCGCGUUUAAAAAUAAUGAGUCUUGUGUAUAAUUUCAACACGAGCGUUUAUUUGAUCAGCUUCAAGGCAGUUUUCAGUGUUAUUUCAUGCAUAAUAAACUAUUAUAAUAUAUAAACAAUUUUCUGAGUCGUUAUUGGCUAGUUUUUUUGCCGGAUGUAUAUUAUUUUAGGACAAUGAUUCUUAUCUCGAUCAAUGUGUGUGAUCUAAUGUAUUGUGAUUGACAACAACGCUUGCAGAGAACUAAAAUUUACAAUGUCGGAAUUUCAAACUAAUCUCACUCUUAGUGGAAGUUUAUGUAAUUUUAUUUCACCGCAUCAAUUAUAUAAAAAUAUAAUUUUUUGUAAUAUAUUUUCACACGUCUAUCAAUUCUAGAUUUGGUUUAUCUUUGUAUCCAAUUUAAUCCAGCUGUUAUUGGUUUGGUUUUUGGCUUUCUAAUAACCAAAUAUCGUCAGCCUUUCGCAUUUAUUAUUAACUAUCUUUUUCUCGAGGUUUCGCCCGUGGAAAUGGUUUUCUCGGAUAAAAUUCCCGCUUUACAUUUUACGAGACAAACAGUAGCCUAUAUCACUCAGUAUGUAGCCUCCUAUUAGUGAAAAAAAUUUCAAAAUGGAUUCCUAAAUAGUUCUUGAGAUUAGCGUGCUCAAACUGUUCAACAUAUAUUAGUGUAGAUAAGAUUUUGUAUUUUAUAGAUAAACCAUUGCAACGCUACAAGCCUUUGUAAGUCGCAUAUAGAAUAAAUCCUUAAGGAAUUCAGGGACUAGAUUGGACGAGAUAAAAAAACCUAUAAGCCAAAAUUAGGUUAACGGGUGACAUGAAUAUCUCGAAGUAUCCAGAAAGGCUGGAGGCUAAAGAAAAUGCUGGAACAGUUUUUUUGGAGCCUAUUUCGGAAUCUAUGUUAACGGCGUCUCACUGGGAUAUCGUUUGUUUCUUCUACUAGCUGGUUUAUGCGUGAGCUCAUUGUAUUUUCCAUGAGGUAGGCAGAGGUUUAGGGUAAGCCUAGGUCUAAAUAUCACAACUCAACUGAUUAUAAUAUAAACACUACGAUCAACUCAUGUGAUAUCAUAAUCAUAAUAUUUUAUUUGCAUUGAAUGUGGGUACAAAACAUAGGAUGGUAAUAUAAUUUAUAAGUUCCGAUGCAUUCUGCCAAAUUUAUAACAAAUCAAUUUACGAAAUGAAUAGUUUCUUAUAGUAAUAUCAAUGAAAUAACUUCUUAUUACAUGAUGUAUACUUUGAUGACAUCUAUAAAACUGCUUAUGGAUGUUGCUCAAUGACAUUAUAGGCCAAUCAGCAAGACUUACCCAGACUGCUUUACAAAUACCUUUAUAUCUAAAGUAAAUCAAAUUUUCGUGGAAACUAAAAGACAUUGUUCCGAAAGUCUCUCUAUAUUCCUCUUAGAUAUGAAUUUAAAUCGUUCAAUUAUUAUAAGUGCUGAAGUAUUUCGAGUGAGGGAUCUCCGAAAUGUGAUCACCAAAUUACUUCAUCGUUAACUUAAUGGGACAUUCAUUAGCGUGAUACAAUUGACCUUUUUAUAUUAGAUGUUAUUCGUGGCUCUGAUCGCUUGGAAGACCCUAUAGGAAAGCUCUAUGUAGUUAUGCGGAACUGUAUGCUAAAUUUCCUCCAAAUUCUGCUAAGCAGUUUCUAAAUUUACUUUUAAUAAAAAUAAAAACAAACAAAAAAUUAAAAAAUUUGGAGGAAGGUUUCUUUUAGACACGGAAAAGUGACUCCACUGUACCUGAUGGUAAGUGGAGUGUGGUCCAUAGAAUGUCUACUGACGAGAGGUGGUUACCUAUCGGCUGUGGACACAAUUAUGCCGGCCUGUUAGAAUCGGAUAUACACAGCCUGAUCCCGGAACGCGACACACUUACGUGAGCGUCUAUGGGUUUUAACACAUUGUGUACGAUGGACGCUAUCCAGGCGGAUAUAAAAUAUAUCCUACCACCAGCAAAACAUGUACUAAAAUAAAUAAAAAAUAAACUUCUGGUAAUCACCUUUAGCCUAUUCUCUUCUUACACCGUGGUAUUUCUCGGACACUCUGUAUAUAUUUAUUACUAUAUAAUUAUCAUAUCUUUACGGGCAUUGUUUGAGUUUUGUACAAAUGUUUCGACGCGGAAGUUUUUUUCUCGUCGCCUUGAGCUCGGUCCGGAAUCGUAGCCUUGCGUUCGAUAUUCUGAUUCGUAAACUAUUCUACAUAUCUGCAUGAGGCUUAUUGGCUUUAGUUUAGUCUUUUUAGGAAUAGAAUAUCACAAAUUAGGUUCAGAUGCUCCAUAUUUUAUCCCAAUGAGACUGCUGCUUGUGAGGGAUAUUCGUAUCUGCCCGUAUACUAAGCACCGUAAAAGGUGUAAAAAUCGUCCAGGUGAGUGUCGUGUUAUGGGAUUACCCUAUACGUGGUUUCAAACGGGCCGGCAUUAUUGAGUCGACUGAUGUGGGGUAAUCAUCUCUCGUCAGUCGACACUCCACUUACCAUCAAGUACGAUAGGAAGCUCUUGCCCGUAUAAAAAGAGAUAUUAUAAGUAUUGGCUGUAGAGUUCAUUUAAAGUCAAAUACCCAUUUGCUUUUUUUCCACAAUUUAGCAUGAGAAUCGAAUACAGAACUGCCGACCCAAAUUUUAACUAAACGUGACGCAAUACCCGUGUGAUGAUAAAAAAUAACACUCUGAAUGAAUGAAAGGUUUUUAUGUUUUCAAUUCCAUUCACUCUGAAACUCAUUCAAUUAGCCGAAUGUUUUUGGUGGGAAUAUUUAAUCUGUUUUAACGUUUGGCGCUAACAAAAGUGUUGAAAAAAUAGACUAUGAUACGUUAUCGAUCAAAACAUUUUUUGAUCAAUUGAUUUUGGUUUUUUUAUCGUUUGAUAUUCAGGCAUGACAUUAUAAUUUAGGGAAUCAUUGUAUUUUGUGAAUUUUCAAUAUGGCGUCUUUUUGUCACUAUCUUUCAUUUCAUGGUAUAAAAAAAGUUUUGUGGAUAAGGGUUAUGGUGGAGAUUUGCUCCGACCCUUGUUAACGCGACAAGCCCUUUACGACGGUUUGCGAAACAGUCUUAUCACCUCGAUCGUAUCGGUUACAUGUGACGUAAUUAAAAUAUCACCGGGGCGAUUACGUAUCAAAUGGCGGACCCCCCCCCCCAUCCAAUACGAAACAAACUAUACUAUGUGAAAAUAAAAUGUAUCUUGAUUCAUUAGAAAAAAAAUUCAAACGUCCGACAAUACGCAAUAUUGAAUGAAUAAAUAAUUUACGUGCAAAUACACAAAUAUUCAGCAUCUCAAACGUUUUAAAAACCUGCCGCCGGCCAUGAAGAAUAAUGCGAUCAGAAAACUGCCUUUGAUCUGGUCUAGACUGGCGCCUCACGUUAUUCACCUAACUUCGUACAUACUUUACGCACAGGGACGGCUUCAGACGAAAUUUGAGAGGCCCAUGACCCCCAUUGCGAAUGAGACAAUAUUUGAUGGAGAUGUUAAAAUAUAUCAAAUUUUAUGACAUGUAGCGUUAAUAACGCAAUGACUAUAAUUCAUGUAAGCUUUAUUUAGUUUAGCUUCAUGUAAGCUAAUAAAUCUUCGCAUUUCUAGAUUCGUGUUCCAUAAUAUCAUAUGUCAUUGAAUUGUAUAUUCACAUAAUCUCAACACCAAUAUGGAACACUGCAAUAAUAUAGGCUUCAAAGCUAGUUCUACAUUCUAAGGAUAUUCGAAGUAUUGAGGUCAGACAGGCAGACAAAAUACUAGGGACCGUAGACAGAAAAAUAUUGCGUUUAUUAAUUUGCGGACAAAAAAUACAGAUACAUUUUAAAAUAAUGAAAUAUAGCAAAAGUAAAUUUUAAAAAACUACAAAUAAAAACACCAAAACCAAUUUUUCAUUUCGAAACUAACAUUCUAUGCAAACAAGGGAUUAUUCCCAAAAAUAAAGCGCCGGAUCCGUCCCGUGUGGGCGUCUGAGUUUGCGGCGCGUUCAUUGAUUCAAUGUUCACAGAAAUGAACAAAAAAUCUUGUAUCCAGCGGUGUGUGGGACGCUCGUCGCGGAUCGCGUUACCUAUUGUCGAAUGAAAUAAUGACUACCCACUGCGAUUGUGAUUUCUAUUUAUGAUUUGUGACGUCACAGUUUUUCAUGUAUACUUUCUCUGAUCUGUUUUUCUAAAAUUUCUACAGUGCCUAUGUUCAGUUGUAUUUCUGUCAUUGUUAUAAGUUAAAUUUCUUUGUAGUAAGUACUUGCCUUAACACUUUCAAAGCGACACGGAUUUUUCUAAACUUCCAUUCCUGCGGCACAAGGCGCAUCACACCUGGCCAUAAAUUUAUACUUUUCUUCGUCUCACUGUUAGCAAGAUAAGCACAUGGUGUUUCAGACCUGGUUUCGCACUCAACGUGUUAAAGAUGGGUGUCUUCGGUUUCGAUUACUGUUGUUUUAGUUAUCAUUUAUAUUCUUCAUUGUCUGCAUAGUAUAAAUACAAUAUAACCAUAAUAUUGAUGACACGUUUAAUAUGUAUAACGUUUAAGGAAAACUCAUCUCUCUUGUUUCCUGGUUAUGGAGUAUUUUUCCUUUUAUAACAUAAUAUAGAAACAAACUGCUUUGGUAUAGUAAUUGAUGAAAUAGAAGGUAAUAUUACAAAUCUACUAAUUAACUAUAUUUAUUUUUGUAACUUCAUCGUCAUCUUUAUUGUUGAAAUAAUUGCAGUGGUUCUUGGUCCUUACAAUUUAUCACUAUUAUUAUUUUAUAGAUUUUCUUUGAUCCCUAAUAUAAUAUUAAAUCUCCAUAUGUUAAACACCGGCAAAAUUCUAGCAACUGUUGAGAAAUGAAACAUCUCUUGCUAGUCGAAAUAAAUUUAUUUGCGGGCAUUUCAGGUGCCAUGAGAAAAGAAAAUGACAUUAAUCGUUCAGAAACCAAUAAAAAGUAGUUCUAUAAAAUACGUAUUAUCAAUAAAAGAUAAUUCCUAAUGUACGGUAACUUGUAGCUGACAUAAAAACACGACAGAUAACACUGUAUUACAGGAAAACCAAUUAAAUAACAUUCAGCAAAUUAAAGUAGUUUCGGUGAAUGACAUCACUGCUUCAUUAGUUUCAUUGUUUGUGAAGAUUGUUUGACGACGCCUUUCAGAUAAGUUUUGAGUUUUGUUUUAACUAGGACAAAUGUUAAUAUUAUUUUUGACGAAAUUGUUCAAAGUUGUUUCCGUAUUGAAUAUGAUUAAGCCAUAAAUUUUAUCUUUUACAUUCACCAUACAAGUGUAAUUGUUGACUAUGCUGACCAAAGAGUUUAUUGCCUAAGAAAAAGAAGAGAUAUGAGGCCCUUGCAAUCCUUCUCAGCACUAAAUGUUACGGUUGAUGCUUAUUUGGUUCUGUGAGUCAAUCAAUCUGAUUAUUCGUAUUAUUUCCAAAGACUAUAGAAUAAACUAACUUCUAUGAUGCACUGUUCGACGCUGACUUACAACAGUUUUCAAUAAACGAUCCCAAUCUCAAUCUUCAAUCCUUUUCCGAGAAUGAACCAAUCAAAAUAACUCAUUUGUAAGCAUGUCAAAAAAAACUCUGUGCUUAUUGGUUCUUUUUUGAGAUAGAUAAAAAAGCGAUUGGGAUCAUUUAUUGAAAAUGGCGGUUAACCUAGUAAGUCAUAGUUCACCGACUAUCAGAUUAGUCUAAGAGCAGAUAUAAGUAGUUGUAUAACGUCAUCGUCUUCUCUUCAUUCAAUAUAUAUAAAUAAUAAGGGGCGUACAAUAACUUGAAAUAUCCGUUGAAUGAACAAAGGAAACGAGAGCUAUAUUUUUACAAUGGCGGAUUCAAACAUGGCCUCUAGCCAAACGACUCCAGUUUUAUUAGUACUAUAGGUAGAGGCUACGCUGGAGAUGUCCAGUAUGAAUGGACCGACUUGACAGACGGUCUGUCUGCCUGUAUUUUAAGAAACAGCUUUGUUGCAUUUGCGGUGAGUGGUAUAGCCGAGGAUCCAAAAAAAUCUAUGCUUUUGUAAAGUCCCAUACUCAUGUAAGGGCAAACACUUCCAUAAUUAUUCCGACAACGUGUUGAUAAGGUUAAUAAUUUCAUCAGGUGAUCCACCUGCCCGUUUGAUUUAAAAGCAAGCAGCAAUAUUAUGAAUUUCAACGCUGUUUUUAAGUAAUCUUGCUAAACAAAUAUCUUAGCGAAACAAAUCACGCAUUUAACGGUAUAAAUAUUAAUGGGCGACAUUUGAAAAACAUUUAAAGUUACGUAUUAAUAAUGCUGAUUUAAAUUCUUCAUCUUUGGACAAAUUUAUUUUAUGGUCUUGACUUCAUUCAGAAGUUUCGAUUGGAAAAGUCUCUACGUGCGGAUUGUAUUCUAUUCCUAUUUUAUAUUCCAAUUCACAACUUAAAAUUCAUUUGAGAAAACCCAGUCGUGUGGAAUUAAUAUAAGAUGCCAGUUGUGCACAUAUUUAGAAGAAUUAACCGAUUUUAAUUAUGAUACAAAAGUUAGUAACAUUUCCUUUGCUAUUAAAACACCGUGGCGCGGCGUUGCUUCGCUAGCGACUAAUCAAAGUUAUUCUUACGUCGACACCUGUGGUUUCUACUGAGUUUUGCAUUGUGCUCGCAAGAAUGUCAUCCCGGUAUUAUUUUGCUCUUUACUAGGAAAAAUGCCUGUUUUAACUUCAAUAACUUAAUAUGGCAAGAGACCACUAAGAAAUAGUGUUGUAAUCGGGCAUUUGUUUUCUUAAUUAUUGUCUAUUUUUCCUUUCUAAAGAAUACGUCGUAAUUAGGUUUCGUCACCUUACAAUUAAUAAACAUUUGAAAUUUACAAAAAAAAAAAAAUAUAUCGCUCUCACUUCAUUUAAUUUAUGUAUGUACAGAUAUUAAAGUCUAUAAUAACUGAUGACAGUAUUAUUCCAUUACGAGUUAGACUCAUGCAUGUGACAUUUGGGUUAUGUACAAAUGUAAUUUCGAAACGUAUUUAACUUUUAAUGAGAUUUUAGUGAAAAUGGAUGGCGAAUUUAAUUUUGUAAAUAAGUUUUUGUGUGAUGCGAAAGCUCGUGACUUGCAAUUUCUUAUUGUAAACUUUGAUCAUGUUUUUGUUACGUUUUAAUUUGCGUGUAAUCAAUUAUUUGAACACAUUAGAGUAACGGGAAACAGGACAUCUGUCCGCCAUGUUUGUUUUUAAUUUAUUGGUUUGACUGUUGUUAAAAAUACGAUUCGUACAAAUAUAUAAUAUCUUCUAAUGUGUUCAAACUAAUCUUAAAAUGUACCAACGUUGAUAACAUAAUAACGUGUUUGUAAAUUACUGUUUUUGGUUUGUAAAUAAAUUGUGGUAUUCCGAGUUAAAUUAGAAGAUAUGUGAAUUCAUUUUUUUGCUAUUGAAACAUGUUUCAGAACAGUUCAUAUUUUUUUUUACAGAUUUCACUAUUUCUCUUUUAGAAUUAGUCUGUGUAAAUUGUAGUUGGAUUUAUAACUGGCAUUGUCACCAUCUUUCAAGGCCGUGUAUUAUUAUUCCUAACAAUUGUCUGUCUUAUGUUUAUCUCAUUAAAGGCAAGAGCUAAUCCUUAGUUAUGCGGUACAGAGACGUCUUAGUUCUAUCGUUUCUAAUUAACUCGUCUUGUUUGCGUUAACCAGGCCGCCUGGGUAAUCUAAACCUACGAAUUAAUGAUGUAGGACUAAUCCCUGAAGAGCAAGACUUGUCACAGGCGAGCACUUUAAAUAUUUACUCAAAAUAAGAGGAUUAAAGACGAAACUGUCUUAAAUAAGUGUAUCGCUAAUGGAAUAAUUUUAAAAGUUCUUUCGUAGUUUUGUUUACAGUCUUUGUCCCACAAUUUUAAAAGUUCUUUUGUAGUUUUGUUUACAGUCUUUGUCCCACAACCCUCUAAGACUCAUCGACAUCAUAAGUCAGCGAAAAAUCUACCUUUAUGCAUAACACUCUUCCUAUAUUGAUACACGUCACACGAUAACCAUUAUCUGCCUUUGGGCGCUAUACUAGCCUAAAUGAGUUUCUAAUAUCUAUGCAAUUUGUGAUGAUUUCUCCUCUAACGAUCAUGACGUCAACUCGUCAACGGUAUAUGUUAACUGUAAUAUUGAUUCAUUUGUUUUUUAUAUUUUAGAUUGCGUCAGGUAUCAGCUUUGAUUUAGUUUUACACGGUAAAUACUUUCGUUGCAUUUAAGUAUUAGUUAAUACUUUGUCAGGAGUAUUUAUUUUAAGGGUAAUUAUAGCGACGCACUUGAUUUUAUUGAGGAUUUUGGACCAAAGAUAGGGGUCAGGUUUGUACAAAAGUUUUUUUAAAACCCCUUAUUUAAGUCCAGAAAAUUAGAGCCCAAUAUUUUAUGAUAAGGGUCUUAAAUGUAUGGUGUGAAUGUUUCUCCAUUUUAACACGUUACUAUAAAAUUGUAAUUUAUAUAACAUCGAAAAACGCAGGCCGUUUUCAAUCGUAGACUUUCGGGGCACUUGGGCCCCCCAAAACUUUUCUGAAUACGUGCCUGGUGACGAUAACAUGACAUUUCCUACCGAAUUUGUGAAAAAUGCCCAUCGAAGUCAUGUUACGUAAACUCGGAUUGUGAAGUUUUUAAUAUAAGACUAAUAAUGAUUGGAAAUUUGUAAGUUGGCCUUGAAAUGAUCGACUUGGAAGUGUUAAUGAAAAUUGUAAAAUGUGUGUAUUAUUUUCAUUGUAAAUAAUGUACUGUAUAUUAUUAUAUUCUUGUUUGUCUAUAGCGUGUAAGUGUUGAGAAAUUUCACAUUUUAUUUGUGUUGAUUACGAGAAAAACAUUUUUCGAAUGAACAUUUGGCGUUUAUUGAGUGAACUUAGGUGACACUCAGUGUAAAUGAUGAUGUCAAUUUGGAUGUACAAUGACGCUAUUUAUGGCAAUAAUGUCACUAACCGUCAUAUUCAAUAAAGGAUCCUAAUCGCUUUAGACGUAUUUUAGACGUUUACAAAUGAGUUAUUUUGAUUGGUUCAUUCUCGGAAUCGGAUUGAGGAUUGAGAUUGGGAUCGUUAAUUACAAUAAGCUGUAAGUAGCGUCAUUAUGUUUAAAAAUGACGACUGACGUGAACUGAUCGCCGUCACGUAAUCUCAAUGUGAUGCCUUUAAUUUGUAAAGUUCACAACAAUUUCUAAGUAGAUAUAAUGUGCAUUUAAUACAUUUAUGUCACAAGUGAGUGUCUCUCUCACUCGCCUAUGUCGGAGUGAGGGAGACAAAGAUAUAAAUGCCUGAAAUGCGAACAAUCUGUAUUAGAUUAUAUUAGGUGCCUGAGCGAAAUAAGUUAAACAUGCGUAGUGAGAUAUUGUAAUUAUUUUUAUUAUAAAAAAAAACUUGGUCUCCUUUCUUUUUGUGUUAUAAUCGCGAACAUAUCUCUAACAUACUGUGUCUUAAAGCUUUUUCGUCUCCGAGGUGUUUUAUCGUGUUAGUUUGGAAAACUGUUCGCACGAUGAAAGACCUCGGAUAAUUUUUUGUUUCGUAAAAAAUGCCAAAAUGUAGUAAUGUUAGCGUAAUCGAUUGAAUAGAAAGUAUUAUUAAACUUAGCUAUUUCCAUUACAUGGCUGACUGUUACGCUGUGGUCAAUUAAUUCCGAGGAGGCAUAAGCGACCGCUUACCGCGAAACAUCGUUGUGGGCUAUGUCUGUUGCGGCUAGGUUGUGAAGAAUUUAUUUAAAAUAAUAAGUUCUAGAUUUUUUCCUAAGGGCUUGAACUAGUUUAUUUUACAUGUCUUAACUUUAAAGCUGAAUGGAAUAUUUCUGUAAAAAUAUGAAAGUUUAAUUGGUUUUUACAUUUUUCAAAUAAUGCGUAUGAAUUUGCUGAAUAAAUAUACGACCAAAAAUAAAUACGAUUAGAUCUUUACGUUGGUUAAAAUUUUCUAUAAAAUAUUCAGAACUUUAUUUUUCGAAAUACAAAUAUUAUUGUAAGGUUUUUGUCCCCCAACGUCCCUGAUUGCGUGCCUGAUAUUUAUACGAAUGUUUAAAAAAAUAAGUGAAAGAAUCGCCACAAAACACAGUAGUUGCCAAAAUAUAAAAUGUAGCUUUUUAUUGUCAUUCGCAGUGAAAUGGUACAGCGCCUACACGUUUAUUUUGGCUUUGAAAUGUGAGUAGUUCUAUAACUGAUAUCUACUGCACCGUUGCCCAGAGAACCACAUUUUUUUUAUAUUUUGUCUAUAACAGACCUACUUUACACAAAACCUUUGUAUACGUUGAAUGAUAGUUCAAUAGAUUCACUGUUUUUGUGGUUAUUCUAGAGUCCUAUGCAUGUCUGUAACCUAGUUUUUGUUCUUUGUAGAAUAAUGUGUAAUGAUUUUAUGAUUUGAAUAUUAUAUGAUUCAGGUAAAAAGUAAUAAUUGAUGAAUAAUCAACUGGGGCCUUAUUCUCUAUCCCGCACGUUAUUUUAACAGUGCGUAACAAGCACGUAACACAACGCGUCAUGUUAAGAACUAUAGAAAUUUGGCUUACAGAAUACCAUUCCACGCACAUUUCUCGAAGAUAACAUGACACGGCCGCGUUACGCGUUUACACUAUCAUACAGAAUAAGGGCCCUGGAUAGCCAGUAUGCUCGUAAACGUAGCCGUGAUCGCGGUCAGGGAUAGAAUACAUCAUUAAGAUUUAAUUAAUAUCUAACAUCGGAAAUCUUUGGACGAUUGCAGUGUGCAGGAAGGUUGUCUUUAGAAUGCAUCUGAUGCCUUUGAUUUUUGAUAGGAAAUGAAUCAUUGCAGUUAUCACUAUUGUAUCGUAUUCUUAAAUUAUUUGAGUCAUACAACGUUGGUAUGAAGAAUAAUUAUUCAAAUUUUUAAUACUCAUAGUUCUGGCUGAAUGCUGUCGAUCAUGCUCAAAGUGCCUCGCUCCUCGGUCCUCGCUCCAGUGAUCCGAAAGCGAGUCCCUCAAAAGGAAGACAAUGUACAAGCAUGCCCCUAAUUACGUCAUCACUUUUACUUACGACUUGGCCUAGCUAUUGUAUAGUAUUAUUAAUGUCGAUUUCUAGAACAAUAAAGAUCAAGAUGAGCACGUUGGCUGUAUGUAGUAAGUACCUACAUCAGAACUUUGAAUUACGAAGCACUGCACUACAUUUGUCUUGAGACGAUAGAGUAUUUAUUAUUCUAGAAUUGUAAAUGUUUAUAAGCAGAGAUCAUUUAUCAUCAGGUGAUUCGCCUGUACAAUGCCAGUCUAUAAAAACGUCUUCUAUUUUAUAUUAGUACCGCAUGCAAUGUCCUUCAUACUGGAAUAAUUCAUGCUGUUUGAAGAGACAGCGGUUAUACGUAAUGGCUCGUAUCAUUUUAGUUUAGUAAAAACUGUUUUCCUAAACGGAAGUAAUACAGACUACUUUUAAUCUGUAAACACUAAGCUGCAUUUGAUUAAGGAAGACAUUAGCUAGGAAGUAUUUAUCUUGCAUUGGGUUCCGUAUCUCUUUCACUGUUACUAUUGGUUUUCUCAAUUUUUACCUUAAUGGGCGCUUUGUAAUACGCGUUCGCCGUUUCAGAGGUAUCGUUUUGUCUUUGCAACGCAAACUUGCAAGAACUAAAUCUACGUGAUAAGCCAGUUUAUAGGGAGGCUUUUGACUUAGCAUAUUCUGUCUCACGUUGACAAAUGCGGUGCAGUUUUCAUAAGUAUAUUGUCAGUUUUGGAUGGCAUUGGUACUGUUUAUGUAGGUGUAUUAUGUAGCUUACCAUUAGGCGAGGCCAAUAGUCUAGUAAUUAAUGUAAAAAAACAUUCAAUUUAAGUUGUCCAAAACUGUUAACAGAAUUCGUAAUUUCCUUUAAAUACAAGUUUAAUUGAAAUUCUAGACUUCGGCACGACAAGACUUAAUUACUUUCGGUUGCAGAAUCUGAACUGUAAUUCCAAGUUUUAAGGUCAACCAUGUUAGUUGCGUCUAAGUUCGACAAGUUUUGGAGGGCAAGGGCAAACUGUUAGAACAAGAAUGUUGCAUGUAUUAUCGCUUUAUAUAAUCGUUGUGGUCGUAUAUUUUAUGACAGCUAGAUACCGGCAUUAUCAUCAAUACCCACAAUCAAUUAGGUAGUGGUUUCGUUGAACAUUAACCAUUUUAACAAUGUCGGAAACAUUUCUUUGUGAAGUUUAUUUUUAUUUGAAACUUCAGGAAUGAGUCACGCGGUAACCGACAGAGAAAGUUUUCGAUUGUAACGGCUGCAGUUGUCUGCAUUAACAUAGCCCACAACGGUUCGCCAUGAAACUAACAAAUCAAUAUUUUAUAUACCAGUUGUACACAGAAGGCUAAGGCAUUCCCACUAGAGUGAGAUAUUUAUUUUCCCUACCAAUGUAUUUAACAAUACCGUAUUUUAAUAUAGUACAACAGUUUUCGAGUAUGUUCUCAUGUGUAAGCGUGGUACGUGUGUCGUGCACAAGGAAUCAUUUUAUAUUAUUCAGUGUUAUAAAUGCGUUAUUUUAAGCCGAUCUGUCAAACAGAUGUCAUUGCAUUUAGUCUCUGACAAUGUCAGAGAUGCGAAAUGACGCAAUUGCAACACAUUUAAAUGUAAUUAUAAUGUGAAACGAUAGUGAUUUGUGUAGAAGACGGACAUUAUUUGGAGUGUUGAACACUAGUGGUGACAGAGGAUGUGCUCACUUAUCAUGCUGUGCUUCUAUGUUGAGAUAUUAAAUAAAUCUGAUUGUAGUCGA